ACAAAAAGUCGAGGCUUACAAGACAAUUAAAAAAUGAAAAGGAAAAAUAAUAAUAAUGGACGUGUGUGUAUAAGAGCUUGUGAUCUUCACAUUAAUGGCUUCACUAGUCAAGAACGUAACGAGUCGUAUCUGAAAUAGUUUCACCGUUUACUCAUGACAAACUAAAUAAACUCGCAUUCAUCUAUAAGUCUAUCUUUGAUUUUUGUAAAAGUCAAGAUAAAAGUAAGCAAACUGUUGUCAGUUAAUAUCUUAAAGGAUUUGCGCUUCUAUACCGGCAUUUAUGAUACGCUUUACUUUAAACAUGGCAACUACAACGAAAUAAUAGAAAAAAAAAAAAACGAAUGGCAAAAAGAAGAAAUAUUCAAUGAAUUUGUUAAAGCAACAAAAAUUUCGAAUCUCUUUUGUCUUGACUUGAAAACAAAAUAAAUAAUAAAAAAAAUAAAAGCAAAAGCAAAAGAUGUACGCAUUUACUCUUAUACUAUAGUGCGCUCAAUUGGUAAUCACUCAAUAAGGUGCUGUAUGUGUGUGCGUGUGUGUGUGAAUGUGUGUUGCUCUUUCCUUUUUUUUUUUUUGUUAUUAUUGAAUCGGUGGUUUUUUUGACUACCCAAGCGAACGGAUCGCGUCAGCUGGUUGGUUGUCGGUUAUUGGCCUGGCAUAAUGAGUGUCUGGAAAUAGUAUUGUGUUGAACGACUGUCGCGCACAACUAGAAACUUAUCACAAUUAAUCAACCGUUCAAACCGUAACAACAAGAAGAACAGUCAAAGAAAAACGUAUUAACGAAAACAAAAAAGAAAUGUCUUUGUUCGCAUUCAAUUACUACCUGGCCACUGGUUGGCCUAUAUAAGCAAAACAAAAAAACAAAAAACAAAAGACAUAUAAUGUGUGAAAUAAAUGCUUAAAAAUUCAUAAAUCAAAAAACGAAACGUUAAUUGUGUUUUUUGCUCAUUUGCAAUGUAAACGUAUAUGCAUACGUACGUGUAUACGAAAACGCAUCAAUCAAUUACAUUUUAUCAGUAUUAUUAUUAUUAUUUUUUAAUGAAUUUUGCAAAAAAACAAAAAAAAAAUUUAUAAAAUUCCUUAAAUACAAAAAAAAAAAAGGGCUAAUUGCCUUAAACUCUUUAAAUUACUUAUGAAAACUAGCCGACACAAAUGAUAUUAUCAUCAUCAUUAUCAUCAUUAUUAUCAUCGUUAACGUUAUCAUCAUUAAUGGACAUUGAAUGCGCUUGAAUUCAUUGCAAAAUUAUAAAAUAUAAUUGCAAGUCUGUGUGUGUGUGUGUGUGUGUGAACACACAGAGUCAAAAUUAAUGCAAACUUAUUCUCCAAAGUGUUACACAACGCUGAGCGAUCAGUGACGGCUUGUGUGUGUGUGUGUGUGUGCGCUAGUAUUAAAUGUGCAACAAAAGGGACAACGCAAAGAAACGAUAACAAAAGUGCAAGAACCCGUGUAUCGUGUAUCAAUCGAUAAACGAAUCACAUUUCACAAUAUCAACUUGACAUCCAUCAACCAACCAACCAAAGUUACGGUGCCUGCUAUUAUUCCCUUAGUAUAAUGAAACCACAAACGAAGAAAGUUGCUCCUGACGGUGGCUGGGGCUGGGUAGCCUGUUUUGGUGUUAGUUUAGUUAAUCUGGCCACUCGCUCGAUAGAACCAUCAUUCGGUUUGCUUUUUGGUGAUUUAUUACGUGAUCUCGAUGUUGGCACCACCGGUGCGGCUGUGAUUAUUAGUACUUUAGAUGUAUGCAUGAACUUCUCGGGUCUGUUUGUUGGCCCGUUGCUCAAAGAGUUUUCCUAUCGAAAGGUAGCAAUAGCUGGUUCCUUGUUAUGUGGCAUUGGCUUGGCCUGUACCAGUCCGGCUGCCAGUAUGGCCCACAUACUAAGCACAUACGGUGUUAUAAAUGGCAUUGGCGUGGGCUUAGCUACAUCGGCAGCUUUUGUCGCUUUGAAUCAUUACUUUAAGCAUAAACGGGGUCAAGCGGUCGGUUUAUCUAUGGCCGGCACUGCUUUAGGCAUGUUAAUAAUGCCUCAACUGGUACGUUUGCUGUUAGAAGCUUAUGGAUUUCGAGGAGCUGUUUUAUUAUUAGCUGGCGUGGCCUUAAACGCUACCGUCGGUUCAGUGCUAUUACAACCCGCUAAGUGGCAUAUGAAAGAAGAAAUCAUCGAUGAGGAGAUGACGGCUGUGGCGCCAACUGAAUUUAAAGCCAUUCAAGAAGACGGUACGGAAGAAGAUGCCUUACCUGAAAUGAAUACACUUUUAUUCAAUAAACAUAUCAAUAUUAAUCGACAGCAAAUGCGUAAAAAUUUCUCGGAAAUGGCAAUGGAUACAAUGAACGGUUCUAUGACCGGUUUUCCAAAACGACCCACAUUUCCACGUAUUAUGUCGUUGACUGGUGUACAAACGGCAGCCAAUAGUUUCAGUUCGAAUAGCGAUGUUAACAUGGCAUUAAGGCAUCGUAAGCAUUCCGUUACUUCGAAUUUAUCGUAUAUGGACUUUACCGGAUCUAUACUGCAAGUCCAUUUAAAUGUCGGUGACGAAGAGUUUGAACAAAAUGAUCGUGAAUUGAAACGCGUUAGCACGGCCACCGGUGCGAUGUUAAGUUCCAAUCAGGAUUCAUUUAUUAAAAUGAAGCCCACUGAAAAGGAGACGGAAAAAGAAAACGAACUUAGCCAAACGAAUAAUGAGGCAGAAGCUAAGCCCGGCUUCUGGAAACGUUUCGCUGAUCUAAUGGAUGUCGAUUUAUUAAAAGAUAAAAUGUUCUUAAAUAUUCUCUUCGGUUUAUCGAUAUUUUAUGUCGCCGAAAUGAAUUUCAAAAUGGUAACACCGUUCUUCUUUGCCAAUCUGGGUUAUAAUAAAAAGGAUGUAGCAUUCUGUUUAUCAAUAACUGCCAUUACCGAUAUAACGGCCCGCAUUGUAUUACCGCCAAUAUUCGAUCGGACAAAUAUCAAAAAACGUACCGUCUUUCUAGUGUCAAUUAUAUUUGUGGCUGUCACGAGAUCAAUUAUGGCCGAGCAAACUGAAUGGACUCAGCUUAUGUUAUGGCUGUCAAUAUGUGGUUUCUUUAGAGGCUCAGCACUCAGUAAUUUCACUUUAACGGUUUCUGAGUACUGCUCUCUGGAGAAAUUACCCUCAGCUUUCGGUUGGCAUUUGGUGGGUAAAGCGAUAUUCGUUAUAUGCUUUGGUCCCUUGAUUGGUCUAAUACGUGACGUAAGUAAAAGUUAUCCAAUUUGUAUACAUGCUCAAAGCGUAUGCAUAAUGUUGUGUGGCGUUGCUUGGGGCAUUGAAUAUUUGAUAGCGUUUGUGCAGCGACAGAAAAACCAAAGAGUAGCAGCAAAUCCAAAUACCUCAACAUCGGCUACUAAAUCCCCAAUGAAUAUAACUAAGCCGUAGCCUUAGCGGCUAUGGAAUACUAAAUCAAUUACUAUAUUAUUUCAAAUUUCACUUUUUCACCUUUUUCUUCUUCUCUUCUUUUAUAUUUUUUGCUUCUUUUUUUAUGUGCGUUUAAUUGUAAUCAUCAUUGUAAUCAUGAGAAUUCAAUUUAUUUAUCCAUAUACGUUCAUCCCUUUACAAUAUAUUUCAUUAAGUUUCUAUUAUAUAUUUAGUAUAUAUCAUCAUCUCUAUCCUAGAUGUAGAGGUCUAAACGAACUGGUAUGUGAUAGUUCAAAUGUUAGUUAGUAAGAUGCCCGCUCUUAAUAAGUACAUUAUAUAUGAAUACAUGUUUGUGUAUGUGUAUGUAUAUGUAUACGUAUACAAAUUAUUCCAAUACUAAGGAUAUUAGAAAAGCUAAUAACAAAUGUGUUAAGAAAAUACCACCAAUUUUUUCCUUCUUUUCCUUUUUUUUUUGUUUUUUUUUUUUGUUUUU
Messenger RNA from Glossina fuscipes, 3857 nucleotides. RefSeq lists its product as uncharacterized. Gene Ontology annotation, biological process: monocarboxylic acid transport; transmembrane transport. The transcript is spliced from 4 exons. Lineage: Eukaryota; Metazoa; Arthropoda; Insecta; Diptera; Glossinidae. Gene Ontology annotation, molecular function: monocarboxylic acid transmembrane transporter activity. The record is from RefSeq and is a predicted model, not a curated record. The coding region runs from base 1550 to 3385 and encodes 611 amino acids.